This is a messenger RNA of Dioscorea cayenensis subsp. rotundata (Guinea yam), 657 nucleotides long. RefSeq lists its product as uncharacterized. Gene Ontology annotation, molecular function: protein dimerization activity. Lineage: Eukaryota; Viridiplantae; Streptophyta; Magnoliopsida; Dioscoreales; Dioscoreaceae. The transcript is spliced from 2 exons. The record is from RefSeq and is a predicted model, not a curated record. The coding region runs from base 1 to 657 and encodes 218 amino acids.
AUGGGGUUGAUUGUAAAUGUGAAAGAACUUAUGCAAGACUUGAGAGAAAAUGGAUGUGGUACAUUUUUAGAAGAAGUCAGGAGCUUCUGUGUUGCAAUGUCAGUUCAGUGCCUAAUAUGGAAGAUAGUAUACCAGUUUGAGGUCGUUCGAGACGUGGAGGGCAAUUGGUUACUUAUUACCAUCAUUAUCAUGCGGAGAUCUUUAUUGCCAUUUGAUCAUGGUAUGCUUGUUCGACUUGCUCAAAUUUACUCUAAUGAUUUCUCCACAUCCGAUCGUCUUAUCUUGAAAGAGCAACUUUGCAUAUAUAUUCAUGAUGUGAGAAGAAAUUCUGAUUUUUCAAAUUGUCAUGAUCUUGCAAGUCUUGCUGUGAAGAUGGUUCAAUUUGAUAAACAUUUGACUUUUCCAUUGGUUUAUCGCCUUAUCGAAUUGGCAUUGAUCUUACCGGUGGCAACAGCAACAGUUGAAAGAGCAUUCUCAGCAAUGAAUAUCAUCAAAACAGAUUUGCGAAACAAAAUAUGCUAUGAAUGGUUGAACAAUAUGAUGGUUUGCUAUAUUGAGCAAGAAAUGUUUGCUAAAAUUGAUGAAGACAUAAUAUUGCAAUGUUUUCAAAACAUGCAAAAUCGAAGGAUUCAACUCCCUCCUCGCUCCUCGCAGUAA